This is a messenger RNA of Racocetra persica, 1293 nucleotides long. NCBI's taxonomy places the organism in Eukaryota, Fungi, Glomeromycota, Glomeromycetes, Diversisporales, Gigasporaceae. The record is from the annotation of a GenBank genome assembly.
UUUGAGGCUAACGCUAAUAUAACUGCUUCCAGAGCUUUAUUACAGCGAAGCUUGCGUUUAAAUCCUGGUUCUAUUCAACUGUGGCAUGAGUAUUUUAAACUUGAACUUGUAUAUAUUGAAAAAAUCAAAGCUCGACGGAGGAUUUUAGGAAUAUCUUCAGAGCCAUCAAGUUUAGAGAAUUCAAAUACUGGAGACGUGAUAUUAAUUUCAGAGCUUGUAGAAGAGAAUAAAUUUAAUGAAGACGACAAUAAAAUGUUAUGCGGAGAAAUUGUUAGAGCUGUGUAUUUGAAUGCCAUUAAUGCUAUCCCAGACAAUUUAGCAUUUCGUCAACAAUUUGUCAAUAUUUGUUACGAAUUCUCUGAUACGCAAAUAAUUCAAGAUACCAUUUACGAAAGUAUUCGUAAAGAUUUUGGCAAAAAUGCAAAAGCCAGAGCUUACAUUGCAGAAAGACAUUUAUUCUCUAUGCUAGAUGUAGAAAAACCCGAAUUCGAAGUGGCUGUUAAAAAUAGUGUCAACGAAUUUCAACAGAGCGUUGAGGAGUUGGCUGAUAAAGAAAUGUGGUACCUAUUUACCAAAUUUCUUAAUAAAUAUUUGCAUAAAAUUACGGAUAAAAAUUUGAAUUACUAUUUUGUAAAACUAUUGUCUCAAGCAUAUGAGACUGCUGCUUCUUUAAAUCUCGUUUCAGAAAAAAUGUAUGUCGAAUGGAUCGAAUGGUUCCUAGAAAGUCACGAUUCCAAUUCCAAAAAUGCGCUUGAGAUUGCAAAACAAGCUACCGAUAUUUAUCCUCAAAGUUCAGAACUUUGGAUAAAAAGAAUUGGCGUUGUAAUGUCCUUAGAAGAACUUCAAGUAAACGAAUUAUAUGGAUUAGCAUUGAAAAAGAAUCCUGCAUCAGUGGUGUUGUGGGAUUCUUAUAUAUCCUGGAAUUUAUCAAAGUGGAAGGAUGGUGGCUUGGAAGAUCAUGAACUGGAAAAAGCGUUCACGGCAUCGGUUUCUAAGGUCGCAUCAUUAUCGUUAAGUUUGAUAACUACUGACGAACAUCAUCCGAAGAAAGCGAAAAAUAAAGUUGUCGACCGAUACUUAACAUGGGCUGAUGAGGUUGGAGGGCUGAAAAAGACGCGUCAAGUUUAUAAAAGUCUUUUAAGUAAGAUCCUACCGACUCUUGAGUUUUAUCAAACAUGCAUCCAAAUAGAAGAAAAGCAUAUAACUUCACCCAUGACACCAGACGCGAAAACCCAUUUAGAAUGGUUAUAUGAUCGAGCUUGUCAAUUUGACAAUGCACCAUGUGGUUUGUAG